GAGCAGUCUUCCUUAGUUUUUUAGUAUAGUCAUUUCGAUAGGCACAGAAAGAUUAAUUGGUCAGAAAAUUAACAGUGAGAAUUAUGGAAUUCAGCGAUAUAGUUAAUUGGGCUUGUGUAAAAGUUAAAGAAGAACGUAGAGAUGGGCCACUGUCUGAGAAUAACCGUGAAGUAAUUGACGAGAAACCCGAUCUUCAAAACUUCCAGCUCUUACCAUCUCUACGAGAAAAUUCAAACUAUACCUUUCGAAAAUGUGACGUCAAUCAUAAAAAUGAACUUGACGGCGAAGUGGAAAUAGUUGUUGAAUGUGAAGACGUCAAACUCAAUAUUAAUUUAUUAACAGUUGAGAAAUUUGACGAUAAUUUUUCAAAUUACCUGCAGGAUAUGAAAUAUAACCAAGAUUAUGAAACUCAAAACAUAAUUAAAAUGAAAACCACAGAAAAAGUGCAACAGGAAUUUUUUCGUGACGUCGUGGAAUCGAAUGUGAAUAACGCCUGCAAAAUUACCGAACAAAUUAAAGAAAGAAAAAUUACUAAAAAACGUAACGACGAACAUAACCUCAAAACAAAUGUGGGUGCAACUAUGCAAAACAAUACCUUCCAUACAUGUGAUACUUGCGGAAAAAAUUGCUCGACCAAGGGUACUCUGGAUAGGCAUGUCAAAUCAUUACAUCAUUGUAUUACCCACUCAUGUGAUUUAUGCGUAAAGUCAUACGCAACCAAGCGGAGUCUCAAGAACCACAUCGAUAAGGCUCAUCAUGGUAUCGCACAUACAUGUAAUAUAUGCACGAAGACAUUCAAGCAAAAAUGUUAUCUCAAAAUCCACAUUCGGUACAUAAUGGUGUCAGACAUGCAUGCGAUACAUGCGGAAAGAAGUUUUCAUGGAAGAUUGAACUAAAAAAUC
Messenger RNA from Trichogramma pretiosum, 902 nucleotides. RefSeq names its product transcriptional repressor CTCF-like. The record is from RefSeq and is a predicted model, not a curated record. Gene Ontology annotation, biological process: regulation of DNA-templated transcription. The transcript is spliced from 2 exons. NCBI's taxonomy places the organism in Eukaryota, Metazoa, Arthropoda, Insecta, Hymenoptera, Trichogrammatidae. Gene Ontology annotation, molecular function: RNA polymerase II cis-regulatory region sequence-specific DNA binding; DNA-binding transcription factor activity, RNA polymerase II-specific. Bases 84 to 896 code for a protein of 270 amino acids.